Messenger RNA from Orycteropus afer afer, 2511 nucleotides. RefSeq names its product protocadherin gamma subfamily A, 11 (gene PCDHGA11). Gene Ontology annotation, molecular function: calcium ion binding. Gene Ontology annotation, cellular component: plasma membrane. The record is from RefSeq and is a predicted model, not a curated record. Gene Ontology annotation, biological process: homophilic cell-cell adhesion. Lineage: Eukaryota; Metazoa; Chordata; Mammalia; Tubulidentata; Orycteropodidae.
AUGGCGGAUCGGCUACGGAACCUGGACUGCGGCGGUCUGGUCCUGCUUUGCAUUUUCUUGGGGACAUUGCGGGAGUCCCGAGCCGGGCAGAUUGGAUACUCAGUGCCUGAAGAGACGGACAAAGGCUUCUUCGUGGGCAAUAUCUCCAAGGACCUGGGGCUGGAGCCCCGGGAGCUGGCGGAGCGCGGAGUCCGCAUCGUUUCCAGAGGUAGGACGCAGCUGUUCGCUCUGAACCCGCGAAGCGGCAGCUUGAUCACGGCGGGCAGGAUAGACCGGGAGGAGCUCUGUGAAACUUUUUCCGCCUGUGUUUUAAAUAUGGAGAUUCUUGUAGAAGAUGCCUUGAAGAUUUACGGAGUGGAGGUAGAAAUAACAGAUAUUAAUGAUAACGCCCCCAGCUUCCGGGAAGAGGAAGUAGAGAUAAAAAUCAGUGAGCAUGCAUCUCCGGGUUUGCGAUUCCCCCUUCCUAAUGCUAAGGAUCCAGAUGUGGGAGUGAACUCCCUCCAGAGCUACCAGCUCAGCCCUAAUAGCUACUUUUCCUUGCACGUGCGAGGAGGAAGCCAUGGGGCCAAGAAUCCAGAGCUCGUGCUGGAGGGGGCUCUGGACCGGGAGAAAGAGGCUGUUCACCUUCUUCGCCUCACAGCCUUAGAUGGAGGCGUUCCUAUCCGCCAGAGCACUGUUUCCAUUCGGGUGGUGGUCCUCGAUGUAAAUGACCACAUCCCAAAGUUUACAGAGUCUGUGUAUCGAGUGAGUGUUCCCGAGAAUCUUAGCUCUGGAACUCGGGUGCUCGUAGUAAACGCAACCGAUCCAGAUGAAGGAGUCAAUGGGGAAGUGAUGUAUUCAUUCCAGAAUAUGGAAAGCAAAGCUUCUGAAACAUUCCAGUUAGAUUCUCGAACUGGAGAAGUCCUAAUAUGGGGGUCUCUGGAUUAUGAGAAAUACAGAUUCUAUGAGAUGGAAAUCCAAGGCCAAGAUGGUGGAGGUCUACUGGCCACCGCCAAGUUGCUGAUCACUGUUGUGGAUGUGAACGAUAAUGCUCCCGAAAUAACCAUCACCUCUUCUACUAAUUCAAUCCUGGAAAACUCUCCUCCAGGUACAGUAAUUGCUCUUCUUAACGUUCAAGAUCAAGACUCUGAAGAAAAUGGUCAGGUCUCCUGUUUCAUUCCUACGAAUUUGCCUUUUAAAUUAGAAAAGACUUAUGGGAAUUAUUACAAGUUGAUAACAAACACAGCCCUGGACAGGGAGCAGGUCCAGAAUUAUAAUAUAACCUUGACAGCCACAGACCAAGGAAGUCCGCCCUUGUCUACAGAAACUCAUAUCUCCCUGAACGUGGCUGACGACAACGAUAACCCACCCGCUUUCCUUCACCCCACUUACUCAGCCUACAUUCCUGAAAACAAUCCUAGAGGCUCUUCUAUCUUCUCAGUGACAGCCCAUGACCCGGAUAGCAAAGACAAUGCCCGAGUUAUUUACUCUCUUGCGGAGGACACCAUCCAGGGGACGCCUCUAUCUUCCUACAUCUCCAUCAAUUCGGACACUGGAGUCCUAUAUGCGCUGCGCUCCUUCGACUAUGAGCAGUUCCGAGACCUACAGCUGUGGGUGACAGCACGGGAUAGUGGGGACCCGCCGCUCAGCAGCAACGUGUCACUGCGCCUGUUCGUGCUGGACCAGAACGACAACGCACCCGAGAUCCUGUACCCCACCCUUCCUACUGACGGCUCCACCGGCGUGGAACUAGCACCCCGCUCCGCAGAGCCCGGCUACCUGGUGACCAAGGUGGUGGCGGUGGACAGAGACUCAGGUCAGAACGCUUGGCUGUCCUACCGCCUGCUCAAGGCCAGCGAGCCAGGGCUCUUCACGGUUGGUGUGCACACAGGCGAGGUGCGCACGGCGCGAGCCCUGCAGGACAGAGACUCGCUGAAGCAGAGUCUGGUGGUGGCCGUCCAGGACCAUGGCCAACCUCCUCUCUCAGCCACCGUCACGCUCACCGUGGCUGUGGCCGACAGCAUCCCCGAUGUCCUGGCCGAUCUGGGCAGCCUAGACUCUCCCGCCAAUCCUGACGAGUCUGGACUCACGCUGUACCUGGUAGUGGCUGUGACCGCAGUUUCCUGCGUCUUCCUUGCCUUUGUCAUCGUACUGAUGGCGCUCAGAAUGCGGCGCUGGUACAAGUCGCGCCUGCUCCAAGCUUCUUCCGGAGGCGGGUUGGCCAACGUGCCUGACACGCACUUUGUGGGCGUGGACGGGGUGCGGGCUUUCCUGCAAACCUACUCGCACGAGGUCUCCCUCACCGCGGACUCGAGGAAGAGCCACCUGAUCUUCCCGCAGCCAAACUAUGCGGAUACGCUCAUCAGCCAGGAGAGCUAUGAGAAAAGCGAACCACUCUUAAUAGCUGAAGACUCAGCUACGGGUUUAGGCAAAAGCGAUCUGACGAAUAAUCAGGUGAGGUUUAUUUCCGUCUCCCAAGUGCGGUGUCUUGGCACUGGCCUUGUAAUUAGCUUUUUUCUGAACAUUUUAUGA